AUGUGUGCUUCUAACAAAAAUUUAAAAUUUGAGACAGCAAUAAAAGAUUUAAAAGUAGAAUUUUCUAAAGCAGUGACUGAACUAGAAUUUAUUGAAGCAAUGCUGGAUUCAGAAAUAAUUCGUAAAUAUGAAAUUGAACAUAAAGCGCCAAUAAAUCCGUCUAAAGCUUUAAAUAAAAUUACAAGAUUAAAGAAUGAACUGGAAUCUUUAAAAAAUGAUUUUAAAUGCGAAAUUAAUCAUGAUUUAUAUCAACAAUUAUGUAUAAAUAAAGAAUUAUUGGAGAAACUGCAACAAAAAGCUGGUAUAUCUAACAAUAUUGAUGGAUAA
Entrophospora sp. SA101 is the source of this 327-nucleotide messenger RNA. The record is from the annotation of a GenBank genome assembly. Lineage: Eukaryota; Fungi; Glomeromycota; Glomeromycetes; Entrophosporales; Entrophosporaceae.